This is a messenger RNA of Lolium rigidum, 2669 nucleotides long. RefSeq names its product E3 ubiquitin-protein ligase ORTHRUS 2-like. Gene Ontology annotation, molecular function: metal ion binding; ubiquitin protein ligase activity. Gene Ontology annotation, biological process: negative regulation of gene expression via chromosomal CpG island methylation; protein ubiquitination. The transcript is spliced from 9 exons. Bases 1 to 2331 code for a protein of 776 amino acids. Lineage: Eukaryota; Viridiplantae; Streptophyta; Magnoliopsida; Poales; Poaceae. The record is from RefSeq and is a predicted model, not a curated record.
AUGGCCGACCUGCCGUGCGACGGGGACGGCGUGUGCAUGGUGUGCGGCGCGGCGUCCCCGGCGGAGGUCGACCUGCUGCGCUGCGCGACCUGCACCACGCCCUGGCACUCGCCCUGCCUCUCGGCGCCGCCCGCGCUCGCCGACGCCGCCGCCUGGGCCUGCCCCGACUGCUCCGGCUCCUCCGCCGCCCCCGCCGCCACCAAGGCCGGGGCCGGCGGCGGCGCCGACCUGCUCGCCGCCAUCCGCAGGAUCGAGGCCGACGCCUCGCUCUCCGAACUCGACAAGGCGCGCCUGCGCCAGGAGCUCCUCGGCGGCGCCGCGCGCAAGGCGCUCGACGACGGCGAGGACGAGGAUGAUGUCGUGGCCAAGACCGCGUUCGCCAUCAUCGGCUCCAACAUCACCUGCUCCUUCUGCAUGAAGCUCCCCGACCGCCCCGUCACUACACAAUGUGGCCAUAACUUCUGCUUGAAAUGCUUUGAGAAGUGGGUUCAUAGUGGGAAAAGGGUAUGUGGAAAAUGUCGGACAACGCUCCCAUCCCAGAUGAUAGAACUACCAAGGAUUAACUUAGCAAUAGUUGCAGCUAUCCGUACGGCCAGGAAUGCAAAGAAUGCUAAAUCAGCUGUCUCGGCUGGUACAUAUCAUUCUGUAGAAAACAAAGAUAGGCCUGACUCGGCUUUUACAACUGAAAGGGCAGUGAAGUCUGGGAAAGCAAAUGCUUCAAGUGGACAAAUUUUUGUGACUAUUGCACCUGAUCAUUUUGGCCCCAUUCCUGCAAAAUAUGAUCCCAAAAGGAAUCUUGGUGUUUUAGUUGGGGAUACAUGGGAAGACCGCCUUGAAUGCAGGCAAUGGGGUGCUCAUUUCCCUCAUGUAGCUGGUAUUGCUGGCCAGUCUACACACGGUGCUCAGUCAGUUGCACUCUCAGGAGGUUACAUAGAUGAUGAGGACCAUGGAGAGUGGUUUCUGUAUACUGGAAGUGGUGGAAGGGAUCUAAGUGGGAACAAGCGAACAAAUAAGAACCAAUCUUCAGACCAGAAAUUUGAAAAGAUGAAUGCUGCUUUGCGUCUUAGUUGCUUGAAGGGUUACCCUGUCAGGGUCGUACGGUCCCACAAAGAGAAGCGUUCUUCAUAUGCUCCUGUCAAGGGUGUGCGGUACGAUGGUGUUUACCGAAUUGAGAAAUGUUGGAGGAAGAUUGGUGUUCAGGGUAAAUACAAGGUCUGCAGGUACCUGUUUGUGCGCUGUGACAAUGAAGCAGCUCCUUGGGCCAGUGUUCUUACUGGUGACCUGCCAAGACCACUGCCCAAGAUCAAGGAGCUGCAAGGUGCAACUGACAUAACUGAAAGGAAGGGAUCUCCUUCAUGGGACUAUGAUGUGGCGAAAAAGGUCUGGACGUGGGUGAAGCCUGAACCAAUCAGCAAGAAGCCUAUCCGUACAGGGGAUCCUGAAACUGACAAGGAAAUCAGGCAAGCCCAAAGGCGUUCUCAUCUGUCUUUGACUGAGAAGCUGUUGAAAGAUUUUGGGUGUGCCAUUUGCAAGAACGUGAUAACAGAGCCGCUUACCACUCCCUGUGGUCACAGCUUCUGCAAAGCCUGUCUGCUCGGGGCAUUUGCUGGCCAGGCUUCAGUGAGGGAGAGAAGCAGGGGUGGGCGCUCUCUGCGUGUGCAGAAGAUUGUGAAGAGGUGCCCUUCCUGCCCAAAUGACAUCUGCGACUUCCUGGAGAACCCACAGAUCAACCGAGAGGUGAUGGAUCUGAUUGAGUCUCUGCAAGCCAAGGCUGCCGAGGAAAAGAAAGAAGUGGAGGUACCUGGUGAGGAAGAUGAGGAUGCUCUGGAGAAUGAGGAAGAUGAUGACAGCAGCCUGAACGAGGAGGAGAAUGUUGGUGCUGAGACCAAGGACGGAGAACAGGAUGCUGACGCUCCUGCUGUGAAGAUUGUGGUUGAAAGCAUGGAAGAUGCUAAGAAGGCUCUGAAGUGCAAAGGAGAUAAGGAGGAAGGCAAAGAUGACAAGACCAAGACCACUGCCGCUGCUGCAGCUGAAGAGGAUGCUGACAUGGAGGAGGCUACCAAGACUGCUGCUGAAACCAAGGAGGAGGAGGUUGCCAAGCAGGUUCAGAAGAAGCGCAAGGGGCGUGGCACUGAGGCAGCUGCAGCUGGCGGCGGUAAAAGGAAGAAGACUGUCUCUGCUGCCACAGCUGAAGUGAAGAACCCUGGAGGUGGUGGCAGUCCUGCUGCCAGCAGCCCUCGCCGUGCUAUCAGGACCAGCGGGCUGGUGGAUGGUGGUGGGAGCCCUGCUAGCAGGACCAGGAGCAGCGCCAUGGCUGGCGGUGGCAACUGAUUGCCUCUAGAACAGUACCGUAGGCUAGGAAGGAGCCCUGAGGCUAGAACUGAAAGAAGUGGCAGAAGCCGCAAGCCUCAGUUGGUUGCUCUGUUUUUUGGCUGGUCGUUUGUGUUAUGUAAUCUAUAUAUAUUUAGACUGCUUGCCUUGAGACUAUCAGAUGAGGAAGCGCAGGAGAACAAAUACAAGUAAGGUGCGCUGGUUGGAGAUACAUAUAUAGUUUCUCCUUAUUAGGCACAAGCAGAUACUGUUUACUGCAUCUUGUUUUAGCUGAAUGAGCUUUGUUCGUUCAGGCUUGUCCUGGGUGACAACUAUAUAUAUAUAUGCUCGUUUAUGUC